Molecule: messenger RNA, 1308 nt
Organism: Ictalurus furcatus (blue catfish)
Lineage: Eukaryota; Metazoa; Chordata; Actinopteri; Siluriformes; Ictaluridae
Product: zinc finger protein 252-like
Exons: 1
Coding region: 1-1308 (435 amino acids)
Source: RefSeq, a predicted model, not a curated record
AUGGCUCACAGACGUUCUGAGCAUAAAGGAGAAAAACCUCUAAAAUGUGAAGAGUGCGGGAAAGCUUUCGCAACAGCUAAAGCAAGACUGGCGCAUCAAUCUAGUCACAAUGGAAACAAGCAGUUUAACUGCCCAAGAUGUGACAAAACCUUCCUGAGCAAGCACAUGCUAAGUACACACAUCCUGAAUGAACACCAGGGAACGCAACCCUUCGGUUGUGACGUCUGUGGUAAAAGAUUCAAGCUGAAGAAUGGACUGAUCUCCCAUCAGCGGAUUCACUCAGGAGCGCGGCCGUAUCGCUGCGAGGAAUGUGGUAAGACCUUCAUCGCUAAAAGCACGUUUAACGUCCAUCAGCGGGUUCACACGGGUGAGAAGGCGUUUAGCUGUGAAACAUGCGGCAGGAGCUUUAGCCUAGCUGCUUGUCUGUCCAGACAUCAGCAGAGCCACAAGGAUUUCAAAUCCUUCAACUGUGACGUCUGCAAGAAGACUUUCGCCCAGGCUAGUCACCUUCGUAUUCAUCAACGCGUGCAUGCUAGCGAGAAAACGUCGCAUGACUGUGAAACCUGCCAGAAAAGUUUUAGUUGUAACCGGGCUCUCAAGCUGCAUGAGAAGAUUCACAUAAACAAGCGAGCAUUUUCCUGCUCCGUCUGUGCCAAGUCGUUUGGUUCGGAUGCGUAUCUAAGAAGGCACCAGCAGCUCCAUUUAGGAGUGAAUCUGCACCACUGUGACGAGUGCGGCAAGAGUUUCGUCACAGCCGGCCAUCUCCACUCACACCUGCAGGUCCACCCACACUUGAGACCUUUCACCUGCGCCGAAUGUGGACGGAAAUGCCGCACCCUCGGCGAUCUCGCGCACCACCGACGCGUCCAUACAGAGGACAGCUUCCGCUGUGGGGUGUGUGAGAAGCGGUUCGUGACGAGGAAAAGCUUGUCCUUACACCACCGCGUGCACAGCGGCGAGAAACCGUACUCCUGCAGCGAGUGCGGAAAGACUUUCGCUCACUUGUCCAGUGUCCUCAGACACGCCAGCGUACACACCGGAGAGAAACCCUUCGGGUGCAACGAGUGUGGGAAGUGUUUCCGCCUGGCCUUUAGUCUCAGAGCUCACGCGCAGACGCACGUGAACGAGCAAGAGCGCACGUGCACUGAAUGCGGGAGCGGUUUCUCACGAAUGAAGACUUUACUGAGCCACAAGUGUGCGAAGACGCAAUCCGAGAAGUCCAAAGAGAAGAGGGAGGAAAAAAAAAAGCCACGAAAAGACAUAAGAACGUCUCCGAAGACAGGGUUUAAGUUCCGCAUCCCGGCGUAA